UGUGCAAGAGCACAUCUCUAUCUUUAUUACACCAUGGUUACAGCUUGCUUCUCUCAAAACUCUAAAUUCUGUCAUUUGUGAAUCAACAAUUAACAAAACAUGAGAGAAAUGGUGAAAAAAGUGGAAAGGUAGAAUUGAACGGAGGAUGCCGGCUGGAAAGAGAGAUAGAAGAAUGAUAAAUCUUGUAGCGAGCAAUAAAUUAUCAUUCAAAGAAUGCUUUUGUGUUUUGAAACACGUACGACGCGAAGAAUAAUAAUUUAACGGAGUAAUCCUCCAAUUCUAAUUCUAAUUUCAGAAAUGGCCCUAAACACAUCGUCAUGGCUGAAUCAAUGCUUCGUGGAGAAGAUUCUGCGAAAAUCGGAAGGCGACGAUUCGAUUCAAGUGAUCGAUGUAUUUUCGAAUCGGGGCUCAAACAAGGGUGACAACUUUAAUUGCGAUAUUGUCAGGAUUACUGCUGAAUUUUUGCGUGAAGAAAGCGGCCGUAAGAUUGUAGAAAAGAAAUCAAUCAUCGUUAAAGUUUCGCCCACAAUCGAAAGUGUUCGAUACAAUAUUCUCAUACAAUCAGCUUUCUUUCAUACCGAGGUAUCGAUGAUGUUAAAUACUUUGGAUAAAAUGAAUAAAUUAUUAAGUCCAGAGCACUGUUUAAGUGGGAAAGGUUUAUACGUGCAAAAUGAGAACCCAAUACUUCUGGUGAUCGAAGAUCUCAUACCUCUCGGCUUUCGCAUGGUCGAUCUGUCUGCACUCGACUUAGCUCAUUCCAUAUUGGUGCUUCACGGACUAGCUAGGUUUCAUGCAGCCUCAGUAGCCAUAUGCGAAAAGGUAAAUCAUCUUGAUUGA
Molecule: messenger RNA, 837 nt
Organism: Wasmannia auropunctata (little fire ant)
Lineage: Eukaryota; Metazoa; Arthropoda; Insecta; Hymenoptera; Formicidae
Exons: 2
Coding region: 298-837 (179 amino acids)
Source: RefSeq, a predicted model, not a curated record